Molecule: messenger RNA, 1722 nt
Organism: Vicia faba (fava bean)
Lineage: Eukaryota; Viridiplantae; Streptophyta; Magnoliopsida; Fabales; Fabaceae
Source: the annotation of a GenBank genome assembly
AUGCGAAAGUACAAUGUAGCGAGUGGCAAUGUCGCAAAUUGGUUGAUAAAUUGGAGAGGGAGUUCAAACGUUGUGGCCAUUUUCACAGAGCUUGAAGAUCCGUUCUCUGCGAAAUUGAGAGACAAAAUGAGUGAUGAUUCUGGGCUUGAGAGUGGUGGUUAUGAUUGGAAUACUGAAGAUGAGCUAGAGAUUGAAAGCUUUCAUUCUUCGUGUAUAGCUGUUCCCAAUGGACAGACUUCCGGAUCUCGGUCUCUAGAGGAAAACACAUUUGCAGCAGGUCCAUCUAAUACAAAGGUGUUUGACUGUUUCAUAAAUAUGGGAUUUCGUCCUGAACUGGUUUCCAAAGUAAUUCAGGAAUAUGGUGAGGAAAAUGAAGAUAAACUAAUUCAAGAGCUUCUCACAUACCAAGAGCUAGAAAGUUCUUCUCAGCAGCAACAGCAAGUAGAACCAGAUCCCACUUCUUCCGAGUAUGCAGCGAGCUCCUGGGAUGAUUCAUCAGACGAAGAUUUUUUUUCUGAUGAAGAAAUGCCAAAAUCAUGUCUUUCUGAGAAUGAUGAUACAUUACUGUCCCUAGUAAAAAUGGGAUUCAAUGAAGAGGAAGCUUUAAUGGCCGUAAAAAGAUUAGGUCCAAACUCCUCUCUUGAAGAGCUGGUGGAUUUUAUCAGUGUUGCUCAACUGGUAAAAUCUGAGGAUGCACUUCUGCCUCCUGAAGAAAAGGUACCACAAUGCAAUGGGCAUACAAAACCAAGAAAGAGGAGUCUGUAUGAAUAUGAAGUGCUGGGAAGGAAAAGGCCAAAGGUGCUUGAGAAGAGAACAUCAUGUGACGAUGAGGAUGAGGCCCAAGCACUUCAUCUGCCUAAUCCAAUGGUGGGGUUUGGGAUUCCCACCGAUCCAAGCUCCAUAAUCACAUAUAGGAGACUGCCUCACGAUGCUAGCGGUCCCCCUUACUUCUAUUACGAGAAUGUGGCGUUGACCCCGAAAGCCAGGAAAAGGGGAUACAUCCAUAAUCUCCCCAUUGCGAAUAGUGCAAAACUGACUCAGAGAAUCAGGAAAGCGGUAGAACAAUUACAGGAUUUUGACGACCCCCCUGAAAAUGUCAAGAAGUUUGUUUUGGAGCAAUGUCGGAAAUGGAAUUUAGUUUGGGUGGGCAAGAAUAAAGUUGCCCCCCUAGAGCCCGACGAAGUGGAAAUGCUGUUGGGCUUCCCUAGGAAUCACACAAGAGGUGGUGGAAUUAGUAGGACUGACAGAUUCAAAUCGCUUGGAAAUUCUUUUCAGGUUGAUACAGUGGCAUACCACCUAUCUGUUCUCAAGGAAAUGUUUCCUUAUGGGAUCAAUGUUCUCUCUCUCUUUUCUGGAAUUGGUGGUGCAGAGGUAGCUCUCCAUCGGCUUGGUAUCCCUCUAAAGACUGUUGUGUCGGUUGAAAAAUCGGAAGUGAACAGGAACAUUGUCAGAAGUUGGUGGGAGCAAACUAAUCAAAGAGGCAAUUUGAUUGAUAUGGAUGAUGUGCAACAGCUAGAUGCUGAUCGUUUGGAGCAGCUGAUGAGCACAUUUGGUGCUUUUGAUCUUAUUGUUGGUGGGAGUCCAUGUAAUAAUCUGGCUGGAAGCAACAGAGUAACCCGGACUGGACUUGAAGGCUCAGAAUCGUCUCUCUUUUAUGAUUACUUUCGAAUCAUAGACCUGGUGAAAGUUAUGGCGCCAAGAUUUCAAGGAAACGGUCUAUAG